UCCCUGUUUUUUAUAUUAUUUUCUCCCUCUACAAAGCCUCAGGUCUCUGGUUCAAAAUUUCACUCUUUUCAAUUCUUUCACAUUUCUCUGUCUCUAGACGUUUCUCUCUCUAAAGCUCAGUUUUUUCAUUCUUCACCAUUGAAUGUGCUCACGCUCCUCAAACCUCUGAAGUCUCUUUCUUCUCUCAUUCUAUAUCAGGACUGCUCUCUCUCUCCCAAGGCCUCUCUCUUUCUCUCUCUACUUGGUCACACAGUAAUGGAGGCCCCAACGCUCCAACAAACCGAACCAGCGGCCCUAAGCCCCUUCAAUGGCGACCCCAAGAAGAAAAGCCUCGUCACCACACUCAUGGAAACCGCAUUGCGCUCCUCCUCUUUCAAAGAAGACUCGUACUUCAUCUCUCAGCUCAGAGACUCUGAAAAAAAAGCUCUCUCUGAGCUCAAGCAAAAGCUCCAUCUCUCUAUCCAAUCCAACCAGUUCUCUCCUGACUCAGAUAAAGAGACCGAAAUCUCAAUGUGGGGUGUUCCCAUUCUCGGUGGAGACGAUCGAUCUGAUGUCAUUCUCUUGAAAUUUCUCCGAGCUAGAGAUUUCAGAGUCUCCGAUGCUCUAACAAUGUUGCAGAAGUGUUAUCAAUGGAGGAAAGAAUUUGGGGCUGACUCCAUUGUUGAAGAGGACUUGGGUUUUAAAGAGCUCGAAGGUGUUGUGGCCUAUAUGCACUCUUAUGACAGAGAUGGUCACCCUGUGUGUUAUAAUGCAUAUGGGGUUUUUAGAGACAAGGAUUUGUACCAGAAGGUCUUUGGAGAUGAUGAGAAGCUGAAGAAGUUUUUGAGGUGGAGGGUUCAGGUGCUUGAGAGGGGUGUGAAUUUGCUGCAAUUUAAGCCUGGGGGUGUGAAUUCCAUUAUUCAGAUCACAGAUCUAAAAAACAUGCCAAAGAGGGAGCUGAGGGUGGCAUCUAACCAUAUUCUCUCUCUUUUUCAGGAUAAUUAUCCAGAAAUGGUGGCUAGAAAGAUCUUCAUUAAUGUCCCAUGGUAUUUCAGCAUGUUGUACUCAAUGUUCAGCCCCUUUCUUACCCAACGAACCAAGAGCAAGUUUGUUAUAGCCAGAGAAGGAAAUGUUGCAGAGGCCCUCUACAAGUUUAUUAGGCCAGAAAAUGUACCUAUUCAGUAUGGAGGUCUGAGCAGGCCUGAAGAUUUGCAGUCUGGCCCUGCCAAACCUGCAUCAGAAUUUACAGUUAAGGCAGGGGAAAAGGUUAACCUGGAGAUUGAAGGCAUAGAGGGUGGAUCCACUAUAGUUUGGGAGAUAGUGGUGGGGGGAUGGGACUUGAAUUACAGUGCUGAAUAUGUUCCUAGCUCUGAGGGGAGUUACACUGUAGCCAUUGAAAAGCCAAGGAAAAUGGUUUCAUCUGAUGAACCAAUUCAGAACUCUUACACUGCAACUGAUCCUGGAAAGAUGGUUCUUUCGAUCGAUAAUUCGGCCUCCAAGAGAAGGAAGGUUGCAGCCUAUCGAUACAUGGUGCGAAAAUCGGCUACUGUUUGAGCUUGAAGAUGAAGAGCUUUAGAGAGAGAGAGAGAGUGAGAGAGAGAUAAGCUAUGUUUAUCUUUUUGAUAAUUAACUAAGAUGUGUCUCUGUUUUGUUUUUUUUUUUUUUGCAUUUUGUACUUGCAGUCAUAUCUAUAUGUAAUAUGUAUACGGUGUAUGAGAACUUAAGGUUUUAUUGGAGCCUAGUUUUUUUGAUA
Messenger RNA from Amborella trichopoda, 1732 nucleotides. Its product is annotated as SEC14 cytosolic factor family protein / phosphoglyceride transfer family protein. Gene Ontology annotation, molecular function: lipid binding. NCBI's taxonomy places the organism in Eukaryota, Viridiplantae, Streptophyta, Magnoliopsida, Amborellales, Amborellaceae. The record is from RefSeq and is a predicted model, not a curated record.